UUUUUCUCUUUCACACGUGUGGAGUGAAGUGAACGUUUAACAGCACUGACCAACAUGGCCGCGCACAGUGUGGAAGCGCUGUUAGCUAAAGCUGAGCAAGAAGAGGCAGAAAAACUGCGAAGCAUCGCCGUCCACAAAGAGCUGGACCUGGAGUUUGACGUCGGUAACCUGCUGGCGUGUGACAAAAACCGCAUCGAGUCCCGAGACUUCAGGGAACAGAAGAAAGAGGACUUCCUGCGGUCUCUGGCUCGUGACAACACACAACUCCUCAUCAACGAGAUCUGGAAGCUGCCCACGGAGAGGGUCGAGGAGGCGAUAGUGGCCAAACUACCGGAGCCGACGACCCCGCUGCCCAGAGAGAAACCGCCUCCAAAACCCAAACCUCCGACGAAAUGGGAGCAGUUCGCAAAACUGAAGGGCAUACAGAAGAAGAAGAAGACCAACCUGGUGUGGGACGAGAAUGCGAAGGAGUGGAGGAGGCGCUGGGGCUACAAGAGGGCCAACGAUGACACCAAGGAGUGGCUGAUCGAGGUGCCGGAGACCGCAGACCCGAACGAGGACCAGUUCGCCAAACGCGUUAAAGCCAAGAAGGAGAGAGUGGCCAAAAAUGAGCUCAACAGACUGAAGAACAUCGCCAGGGCUCAGAAAGUCAAAGUCCCAGGCGUGGGGCUGACCCCGACAGCCCAGCAGUCCAAAGACGAGCUGGUCAGGGCCGUGAGCGUGGCCAAAACCUCCACAGCAUCCGUGGGGAGGUUCCAGGACCGGCUGCCUAAAGAGAAAGCACCAAAGAACACAGGCAAGAAGAGGAAGUUCGAGCCUCUCAUCGGUGACUUUUCCAACGAGAAGCAGAAGCAGCUGGAGCUUCUGAAAGUUAUGGACAGCAAGAAGCCCAAGCUGGACAUCACCAAGGCUGUCAAUAAACAGAUGAGAGAGGAGGACAGGGAGGAGGCCUCGGCCAAAUACAAGAAGGGAGCAGGGAAGAAGGGACGCAAAGGAAACAUGUCAGGAAAAGGCAAAGGAAAGGGGGGCAAAGGAAAAGGAGGUAAAGCAGCAGGAGGAGGAGGAGGGAAGAAGAGAUCUAAACCUGGGAAGCGCUGAGGACUCUUACCUUUCUUGUGUCCUGCUACAUCUGGUUGUGACUUGGCAUCAAAGCGUUGGGACUGGACACUGAAAUGACUGUUUGAUUCACCUGUCACUGAUGGGUGCGAUGCUGUGACUGUCCAGGGAUUUUAGUGACUCUUCUACUUUAUGUAAAUUAGUCUCAGUAUAUGCAAUAUUAAUGUAUACCACUCUGACCCAAAUUAAAAUCAGGUGAUUGUG
Lates calcarifer (barramundi perch) is the source of this 1320-nucleotide messenger RNA. RefSeq names its product ribosome biogenesis regulator 1 homolog (gene rrs1). The record is from RefSeq and is a predicted model, not a curated record. Gene Ontology annotation, biological process: ribosome biogenesis; endonucleolytic cleavage in ITS1 to separate SSU-rRNA from 5.8S rRNA and LSU-rRNA from tricistronic rRNA transcript (SSU-rRNA, 5.8S rRNA, LSU-rRNA); ribosomal large subunit export from nucleus. Gene Ontology annotation, molecular function: protein binding. The transcript has a single exon. Gene Ontology annotation, cellular component: nucleus; nucleolus; preribosome, large subunit precursor. Bases 55 to 1098 code for a protein of 347 amino acids. Lineage: Eukaryota; Metazoa; Chordata; Actinopteri; Centropomidae.